AUGCAAUCGCCCGCGUUGGCUGCGUCCAUGUCGAUCAUGGCUCCUCGAAAUCCGCUUCUCCGAGAGAAUCCAGACCGACUAGUCCAGCUCGAUGAGCACAUCGCGUCCCUCAAGGCGACGCUCGAAUACCUCGAGGACGAGCGGCGGCGGUUAACGUCGAUUCCGUCGUCUGCGCAUCCUAUUGGAGUCCCAGAAGUACUCGGACACAUUAUGGAAUGGGGCGUUCAUCUAGACUGCUUUGCUCCGGAGAGCCUCUUGCUCGUUUCACGCCAUUGGCAAAAUGUCGCCCUCGCCACGCCAGGCGUCUGGGCUCGUAUCGUCCGUAAACCAACGUACAUGGACAACUUUACCCAGUUCCUCGCACGUUGCACGACCUAUCUCGAACGCAGCAAGAACCAUCCGCUCUACAUCGACGUCGACUUUUUAUAUUUCUACUUUGAGGCACCUACCGCUGCCGUUUACUCGCAAUUUGCACAAAUCAUCCAACCUCACCUUCACCGAUGCUAUCAUAUCAGUCUCGCCAACCAGCGAGAUUCGCUUGUCCACUUGUUCUCCAGUCUCUCGCCAGACUAUAUCGAACAUAUUGCACACUACUGUGCCAAUGCCACCCACAGAGGUCCCGAUCUCGCCCUCCCGCCCGUCCUUCCACGUCUCCGACACCUCAGUGGCACCUUUCCGCUCCCGGUCUUUGCCAACAUCGAGAUGCCCGUUCUAGAACACUUGCAAAUCGCCCUAUCGCCCGUUCACCCUUCCUUCCACGACCUCUUGUCCAUUCUGCAGCGAUGUCCAAACCUCAAAUUCCUUCUCUUCGACAACGUCUCCUUUACGCUUGCCGUCGAGCCAGAUUUGACCUCGGUCAUGGUCACACUCGAGCACCUCACCCGACUCGAGUUCCAUCGUUCUGGUAAUGGUGACGCCACCCUAUUGACCUCGCAUUGCCAUAUGCCCAACCUCCGCGAAUUAUGCAUUACAGGGCACAUGAUCUCGAUCCCCCUAAACCUCUUCUCCAACAUUACCACUCUUCAGUGCAACGACUGGGAAUUCCCGUGGUUCAUUCGCGCGCUCAGGUCCGCUAAGAAUCUCGAGUGCUUGACCGUUCGAUCCCACGGGACAGAAUCGCCGUUCCAUACAGAGCUCCUAGCUGCCCUGUCGACGCCAACCUCGACUUCGUCUGCAUCCCUGACCAACGUACCCUCUUCAUCCGGAACGGGUUAUCUUAUCCCUAAGCUCAGGACGCUACACUUGACCUCGUUCACGUACAACAACUCGGAUUUUCCAGUCGAUGCCUUCCUCACCUUCCUGCGCAAGCGUAAUUCUUCGCCCAAUACGGCAACCAUUGAAAAGCUUGUGCUCGAAGACGUCUCGCACAUUUCCGACUUUCACGAAGAGCAACUCAAGAGUGCCGUCGAGACUCUGAACAUUCUCCGGACGCCUACAAUCGGCACAGGAGCGGCUGUCACCCUUGGAAUGGGUCUCGGAGGCGCCGAAGGUGCGUGGGGAGUCGAGCCACAGCGGGUCCCAAUCUCGUUCCCCUUUUUCCCUGGCCCAGUCCCCGGGGCAGGUCCAGUCGGUGGCCGUCCGGAAUCCCCAGCUGCUGCUAUGCACCCGAUCAUCCUCCCUCCUGUGGCUUACGGUGCUCCCAUCCUGCCUCCGCCAACCGUCGAUGGUCACCACCACCAUGGCGACCCGGCCGCUGCGGCCGCUGCCCUGCUGGCAAAUGCAAUGAUCGAGGUAGACCCCGGUCGGAGCCGUUCUCCCCAGCGGCGCGUCUGGGGCAAUAACGCCCGAUCCCGGUCAAGAUCGAGAUCACCUUCACCUGUCAUCAUUACAGAACCUGUGCAGCGACAUCGUAGUAGGAGACAUGGUAGGACAGAGGAAGAACCUGCUCCAAUCAUUAUUAGGACAGGGAGGUCGCGAGAGCGAGAACGACGAUACCAGCGAUCGAUAUCGAGGUCCCCCUCGAUCGAGGAUUAUGUGAGACGCCGACCUUCGUCGCCAAGCAGUCUGUCUCGCUCGCGUUCAAGGUCAUCCUCGUCUGGCACACGCUCCCCGAGCCCUCUUGGUCGAACAACCUUGGGAGUUCACUCUGCAAGAAACGUUUGGCCCGGCUCGAGCUCGGGCAACGGCAGACGAGGAUCUCCAGUUGCUGCAACGCUCGUUCUCGAGAGUGGACAGUCUAGAUCUUCUGGCAGCGCCAUGCAUCGGCCACGGAUAGAGCUGGACACCAUUGACGGAAGUAGUGCAACAGGCGACCGUCUCGAGGUGGUCUUCCCCGAACACGAAGCGACGAGGGAGUCAAAUAUCAUCGUACGCAGUCCAUCUUCAGACUUUUCCAUCUCGCCACUCGGUGGACGACGCUUGACGAUCGACAAUGGCAGAGGCGAAUCAGUUCGCAGGAGAUCUCUCCUCCCGUCUAUGGAAUCCUCUCAUUCCUCUUCCACUGCCAACUCGUUGGCGCCAUCGGAGACGGCGCGAACGAGAAACGGCAGCCCUUAUCCUUAUGGACACAUCGAAGUCGACUCUGACGCUCCGGAGCCAAUUAGUUAUGCACCAAAUGAGAACACAAAUGUGUCUCCGCUAGAGUUUGAACCAUUCGGACGACGCACAGAUUCACCAUCCUCACGACCACCAUCCGUUCCCUCGCCCCUGCGGCGCCUCCUCCCUCGGCAAAUCCACACCACACUGUCGACCUCGACGGAUUCGACCUUGCCAAUGAGUAGAGAGCGAACUGCAGCGGCGGUCCAAGCCGGCAAUCAGAUGACACGAUUCGAUGGACAGGUUAGCAUGGGUACUGAUGACAGUGGAGCGGUCAGAGCGCUUGAGCAUGAGCAUAGACGACACGUUAGUGUCGGACUAGACUCGCUCGCGAUCCCGUCGCACCGUCAUCGCGCCUUUGCGCAUUCUCCUCUCGUGCAACACCCUGAUAUGAACGGCUCGUACAGCUUCCAAAGCAAGCCUGUACGACGACGGACCGUCGGAGGGUAUGGUGAUGAACUUCAUUUUGUGCCCGUUCCAGGAACUCUGGAUCUCGCGGACGACGUCCAACCAUUGUCUGCUGGUGCAGCUGCUCUUCCAAUCCGUCGAGCGCACGGCCCCCAUCAUGGCUCGUUGAACGGCUUCAUCAAUCCUUUCCACCCACAGAACCCACAGCUCGUUCACGAGCCACAGGAACUCCUUCACCGCCAUCAUGCGGCAGGUUAUGGCUCAAUGCCGUCGAACGACAUUGAGCACGACUGGACUACAUGCCUUCCCAUAGGCAGUACAUCGACGCCCAUGCGUCGACAUUCUGAAUUUGCACCCAAAAGUAGCGACUCGCCUAAACGACGAGGAAGUCUUUGGGCUAGACUCAAGAAUCUUGUCAAAUAG
Messenger RNA from Serendipita indica DSM 11827, 3366 nucleotides. The record is from the annotation of a GenBank genome assembly. NCBI's taxonomy places the organism in Eukaryota, Fungi, Basidiomycota, Agaricomycetes, Sebacinales, Serendipitaceae.